Messenger RNA from Triticum aestivum (bread wheat), 819 nucleotides. RefSeq lists its product as uncharacterized. The transcript is spliced from 2 exons. Lineage: Eukaryota; Viridiplantae; Streptophyta; Magnoliopsida; Poales; Poaceae. The record is from RefSeq and is a predicted model, not a curated record. The coding region runs from base 54 to 503 and encodes 149 amino acids.
GAUCGGCACGAAGAACAGAUCGCUCUUUCUAAAAAAAGAAAACAUAUCGCUCGAUGUCGACGUCCUCGGCGACGAAUCGUUUGCGCCCUCCGGCUGUACCGGCUGCCUCCGCCACCGUCCCCGACGAGGCGUCCCCAUCUCCAUGGGCGUCCCUCCCCGCGGAUCUGGUUCGCCUGCUUGGCUGGCGGGUGCUGGCGCGAGAUCUGAUCGACUACGUCCGCUGCCGCGCAGUCUGCACACACUGGAGGUCCAGCACCGUCUGUCCCCGUGGCCGUGGCAUCGUCGACCUGUGUUUUCACCCACGCCGAUGGACGGUGCUGCCCGAGGGACAUGGAUUAGACCCUGACGACAAGGGCAAGAGACGCUUAUUCAGCCUCUCCACCGGAGUUUCCGUUUGCCCUCGACUUCCGGACGACUAUCGCAUCCUUGAUUCGGUCGACGGGAUCCUCCUACUGCAUCGGCGGCAGCGACAACACGAUCAAGGACUGUCAGGAGUAGUAUGACCAAAGGACCUAAGCAGCUGUAGGUUGAGAGGAGGCUCAACAUGGAUUGGAAGUGAAGAAGUGGUCAUUACUAGGUGAUGACUUCUCUUUGGAAGCCUUUUCAAAAUGAAAUUCUAAGGCAGCAGCGUCGUUUACCUAUCUGACACUUGCUUUUUCUAUUUAUGGACUUCUAGCUAUUGGGGAUGAUUCUUAUGGAUGCCUGGUUUGGUUUGAUUUAUAUGCAUAAAUGAAAUGAUUCUUUUGCAUACUCUGUUGGCGUGCCCUGGUUUGCUGUGUACAAUUCAAAUUUGAUGUGCUGAUUAAUCAACGAAUUGUG